UUUGUAGUGUAGUAUGAAGAACAAAUGCGGGGUCGAAACUAGCGUUGCUAACCCUCCUCCAACAGCUACCUGCCCCUCCUCUUGGACUGUAAUGCGGUGGAUUCCGCGAUUUGAGAGAAGACCAGAAAGGUUGGCUAAUAUAUUGCACUUUAAUGCGUUAUAAUAUUUGAAUUAAGGGCUAUAUUAUUUCUAUUUUCAAGCAAUGGCGCAUGCUGCGGUGACUGUUAGCCUCGAGGCCCUCAAAAAUGGAACUGUGCCUUUCUCUACAUUAGAGGCUGCCUUUGGUCCAGAGUCACUCGGAAUCAUUCUGGUCAAAGAUGUAGACCCUGCUUUUGUUGAACUACGUCGACGACUACUAUCCUAUUCGACUUAUCUGGGCAACCUCCCUCCCCAAAUUCUAGAGCAGCUAGAAGAUGCAACUGCCAAGUACCUAACCGGGUGGUCUUUGGGAAAGGAGACGUUAAAAAACGGCCAGGUCGACACGUUGAAGGGGUCAUAUUAUGCCAACUGCGCUUUUUAUGUGAACCCAGAGCUGGAAUGCGCUGAGAGCACUGCCGAAUUCUCCUUGGAGAAUUUCCCCGAAUACUUGAGCCCCAAUAUCUGGCCGUCUGAGGGCCUUCUCCCUGCAUUUCGCCCGACAUUUGAAGAGCUUUGUCGACUGAUAAUCGAUACCGCAGUUCUGGUCGCACGUGCAUGUGACCAGUAUGCCGAACAGAAAAUAGACGGUUAUACCAAGGGAUACCUGGAGCACGUCGUUCGCACCUCAACUACGACGAAGGCCCGAUUGUUGCACUAUUACCCAUCUCCUCCCGUCGCUUCUGACGGGGCCCAGAGUGCUGUUCCUGAAGAUGGCUGGUGUGCUACACAUGUUGACCAUGGGUGUCUCACCGGCCUAACCAGCGCCAUGUUCGUGGACGAAACCGCGACGAGGGCGUUGAUUCAAGGUCAUAACGCAACUGAUACCCAUCUCCCAGCACUGCCGGAGCUGCCAAGUUCACCAGAUCCCCAAGCGGGACUAUAUAUCCAGUCUCGAAACGGUGAGACAGUGCAGGUUAAGAUCCCCCGGGAUUGCAUUGCUUUCCAGACCGGCGAGGCCUUGGAGAAGAUUACCCAGGGGAAAUUUAGAGCUGUGCCUCAUUUUGUGAAGGUUGUUUCGCCCAAGGCAGGAGAUGGUGACAUAGCUCGGAAUACACUUGCAGUCUUUACGCAGCCCAGCCUGGACGAGUUGGUGGACACCGAGAGUGGAAUCAACUUUGGUGAGUUUGCAAGAGGGGUAGUGGAGAAGAAUACUUCCAAGUAGUUGUAAUCUUAAUCCAACUCCCAUACGACUCGGCAUACGCUGGCUGUCUGGGCCAUCACGGUGCUCUGGAUUUCGAUUAUAGCAACGUAGCUUCGUUUCUCAUUUCACACAUGCUUUUCACACAUGCUUCGUUCGACUCCCAGGCAGCUUCUCGAUUGGGGAAAAAUGUCGCCCGAUGUGUACGGACCGGCCAAUAACAACGGCGGGGAUUUAUGAAUUUCGACUUUGUACGGACUAGAGUAGGUCACUCUUUGCCUAAUACUCCACGGUCUCAUGCAACUGUACGGAGUACAUAUACUACACCACUUAUGUACAAGUACGCCGCUGUAUAACCCGCCCUACCACAAGGUACUCCAAUGUACUCGGCCAGUCCAUCCUUUUACGUGGAGUGAACCGGUUCACUCACCGUCCUUUGAUCUCACAGCCACAAAAACCCCGAAACGCCCCUCGACGUAUUCCUCUUCCGCUGCAACCUCCCAGACCGAUACACUCAUUUCCAGUUUUGGACAUUCGGAAACACACUCGGCCCCAAACAAUCUCGGGUCUCAAGAGAGCACCUCAUCCGGAUCCGGUUUCUAUCGUUGGUGGCAUCUCCUGCACUUGGCGCUGAAAGGGCAUUCCAACGGGAUCCUGCAAAACUGUGUUCGCGAACUGGUCCAUGCGGAUCAAGUUACUUCCUGUGCUUCUUGCAUGUAAUAAUCAUCUAGCCGGUUGGGCUGCGAUAUUCCCCCAAGUUUGAGGACUGCGCUGGAAGGACUGCACCGGCCAAG
Molecule: messenger RNA, 2070 nt
Organism: Pseudogymnoascus destructans
Lineage: Eukaryota; Fungi; Ascomycota; Leotiomycetes; Thelebolales; Thelebolaceae
Exons: 3
Coding region: 203-1300 (365 amino acids)
Source: RefSeq, a predicted model, not a curated record